This is a messenger RNA of Thalassophryne amazonica, 2999 nucleotides long. RefSeq names its product methylenetetrahydrofolate reductase (NAD(P)H) (gene mthfr). NCBI's taxonomy places the organism in Eukaryota, Metazoa, Chordata, Actinopteri, Batrachoidiformes, Batrachoididae. The record is from RefSeq and is a predicted model, not a curated record. Gene Ontology annotation, biological process: tetrahydrofolate interconversion. Gene Ontology annotation, molecular function: methylenetetrahydrofolate reductase [NAD(P)H] activity; FAD binding. The transcript has 12 exons. Gene Ontology annotation, cellular component: cytosol. Bases 109 to 2088 code for a protein of 659 amino acids.
AAAAACCACGUGCGAACUGCGAGCUGCACUUUGCGUGAAACAGCGAGAAAAAUCUGACAGCAGAUUUCAGGAGACAAGGAAACAAGUAGACAAGUGUCAUCUGUCAUCAUGGUGAACCAGGUUCAGCAAGGUGGCAGUAGUUGGCAGUCAACUAAGAACGACUCCAGUGGAGCCAGCAACAGUGGCGGAGAGAGCUCAAAGGACAGCUCCCGAUGUUCCACUCCAGUGCUGGACACGGAUCACUCAGGCAGACUGCGGGACAAGAUGCAACGCCGGAUUGAUUCUGGGGACUGCUGGUUCUCACUGGAAUUUUUUCCUCCUCACACAGCCAGCGGAGCGGUCAACCUCAUCUCAAGAUUUGACCGCAUGGCUUCUGGGGGCCCCCUGUUUAUUGACAUUACCUGGCACCCAGCAGGGGACCCAGCCUCAGACAAGGAAACCUCAUCCAUGAUCAUUGCAAGUACGGCAGUUAACUACUGUGGACUGGAGACUAUGCUCCACCUGACGUGCUGCCGGCAGACAAAACAGAAGAUUACCGAAUAUCUGGCCAAAGCGAAACACCUGGGAAUCAAGAACAUCCUGGCUCUGCGUGGAGACCCUGUGGGAGCAGACUGGGAAGAAGAGGAGGGUGCCUUUAACUAUGCCGGAGAGCUGGUUAAACACAUCCGGUCAGAGUUUGAUGACUACUUUGACAUCUGUGUUGCUGGUUACCCCACCGGUCACCCUGAGGCACAGAGUUAUGAGGAUGACCUCAGGCACCUGAAAGAGAAGGUUGAUUCUGGGGCAGAUUUCAUCAUCUCGCAGCUCUUCUUUAGAGCGGAUACGUUCCUCAAGUUUCUGAAAGACUGCAGGGAGAUCGGUAUCACGUGCCCCAUCCUGCCUGGGAUAUUUCCAGUUCAGGGUUACCAGUCUUUGCGCCAGUUAGUGAAGCUUUCCAAGUUGGAAAUACCUGAGGAGAUCACCAAAGUGAUUGAGCCCAUCAAAGACAAUGAUGCUGCUAUCCGCAACUAUGGGAUUCAGCUGGCAGUGGACAUGUGCCGCAUCCUGCUGGACAGUGGCGAUGUCCCUGGCCUCCACUUUUACACUCUGAACCGAGAGGUUGCCACCAUGGAAGUGCUUAGGCAGCUGGGCUUGUGGAUUGAAGAUCCCAGGCGGCGGCUUCCCUGGGCAAUGAGUGCCCAUCCCAAACGUAAGGUUGAGGAUGUUCGACCCAUUUUCUGGGCAACCAGGCCCAAGAGCUACAUUUACAGAACCCAGGAGUGGGAUGAGUUCCCAAAUGGCAGAUGGGGUAACUCCUCGUCACCGGCUUUUGGUGAGUUAAAUGACUACUACCUGUUCUACCUCAAGAGCAAAUCUUCCAAGGAGGCACUGCUACAGAUGUGGGGCGAGGAACUGAUGAACGAAGAGAGCGUCUAUGAAGUCUUCACAUGUUACAUCACUGCACAACCCAACCGAAGUGGACAGAAGGUUACGUGUUUGCCGUGGAAUGAUGAUCUUCUGGCACCAGAGACAAACCUGCUGAAAGACCAGCUGGAAAAGGUCAACAGACGCGGUGUUCUCACCAUCAACUCCCAGCCCAACAUUAACGGCAGGUCAUCCACAGACCCCGUUGUGGGCUGGGGACCUGCUGGAGGCUACAUCUUCCAGAAGGCUUAUCUGGAGUUCUUCACAUCCAGUGAAAAUGUCACCGCACUUCUGAAAGUGUUGAAAAAAUAUGAGCCUCGUGUCAACUACCACAUCGUUAACGUACAGGGUCGUAACCUGACGAAUGCCCCUGAGCUGCAGCCUAAUGCGGUGACGUGGGGAAUUUUCCCCGGCCGGGAGAUUGUUCAGCCAACGGUGGUGGACCCAGUUAGUUUUAUGUACUGGAAAGAUGAAGCCUUUGCCUUGUGGAUCGAGCAGUGGGCUAAACUCUAUGAAGAAGAAUCUCCGUCACGGAUGAUCAUCAAGUACAUCCAUGACAACUACUACCUGGUUAAUCUGGUGGACAACGACUUUCCUCUGGGAAAUUGCCUCUGGCAGGUUAUUGAUGACAUGUUUGAAGUGAUUGAUGCAACUGUCGAGCCCGUCAGCAAUGAAACGGAAUAAAUCCAUCUCAUCUGCAUGUGGGCAAGAAAAGCUCUUGACCAUUUGCAAAGUCAAAAUGAGCCUGGCAGGGCACCAGUCUGCGCUCAGCAACUGUUGUUCUGCCAGUGAUUUUACAGUCAGUGUCAAUAUUCAAGGAGAAUUGUGACAUCUUUGAACCUGGACUCAAAGUUAUAGAUUGUUUUGGGUUAAAUUUUCACUCAAACCUGAAACGACUCUCAUAGGUCCAGUAUUAAUAUUUUCUUUAAAACAUCAUGGACUAAAUGGCUAAAAUCCAGGGGCGUUACAUUUGGGGGGUGGCUGCUGUAAAAAGCUCUGCCCACUCAAUGAAAACUCAAGAUAAACUGUUUUACUCCUGUUUGCCAGCAAACAUGCUAUAUCCAUUGUGAUUGACAGGCGGAGGCAGACAUCCAUUCAGAGAGUGCUUACAUACGCUUCAUCUACUGUAUCUACACUACGUGUGAUUGGUGUAUUCCUUUUCCAGUCUAUUCUGAUGUGAAACUACCCAAUGGGCACUCUUAAAUUACUAGGGACCCUCCCAUUCUUAGUUCGACUGCCAUCUUCAUGCACGCUGCUCAUAUAGGACCCGUGCUUGUCUCUGGGACUUAAAAAGUCGCACAUAUCUUUUUUGUUUCUACUUCCACCGCUUAUUUUGUCAGUCUUGUUGUUUGAAAUAAUGUAAUUUGUGUAGUAGUUUGUCAUCUGUGUGUCAACUCGUGUGAGUGAGUCCAGGCAGCUAGCCUGGAGUUGCUAGUCACUUACUGGGUUGUUGCAACAAUAAUUCUGGAUCAUAAGCACAUUUCAUUAUUUUGAACAUCUGUAUCAUAAGCGCUUCAACCUUUUGCCAAAUUAUGCCAAUAGAAAUGCAUCGAUGGCUAAUUAAAAACAAGGAACUCCCUAAAUGCCGUCUCUAC